ACGAUGUGGUUUCAUACCCGGAAGAACUGCACGCUCGCGCACUCGCCUCUCUGUCGCCUUCUUCUGGCGCACAAGAGUCUAACUUCUGUCUACAAAUGGACAACUUAUUGACGGUAACCGUUCACCGAGAAUAGGUUUGGCACUGAAUAAACAGCGACAGACGAGUCCUUCCGCUGCACCAGUGAGCUGAGUAUCUACGAGCCCCGUCCUCGUCGUCAGUCAGUGACAUUGACAAAUCAAAGCGGUAGUUAGUGUUGUGCUGCCGCUAGCAAGUUCAUGUGUGAGCAGUAACGUUGCGUUUUGCCCGCCGUUUAUCUCCAGCCUCAGCUACAAUGAGUGAAUAUUUCAGCCUGUCUGAUUGUGAUGUUAUCGGCUUCGACCUGGACCACACGCUGUGCCGCUACCAUCUGAAGGAGACCUCUAGGCUCAUCUAUGAGAGUUUUGCCAGGUUUCUUGUGGAGCAUAAAGGCUAUGACAAGGACCUGUUAAACCUAACUCCUGCUACAUGGGAUUUCUGUUUUAAAGGACUAGUUGUGGAUUUGGAGGAUGGAAACAUUGUGAAACUGGCCGAAGAUGGAACUGUCUUGCGGUAUGGUCUGUCUGCCCCCAAACCAGAGCUUGCCAUUGUUCUCUCAGACAUUAAGAGUAAGUUAAUAAAAAGUUUUAUUUUGUGCUUGAUUAGAGCGACACACGGUACAACUGACCUCAGCACAGAAGAAAUCCUUAAAUUUUAUGGCCCUAAUAGGGAGUGGAAGCACUUCAACAGCCUCAAUACGUCCUUUACGAGAUCUGCAAAAUACUAUUUUUAUGACAACUACUUUGAUCUACCUGGUGCGCUUCUCUGUGGCAGAGUUGUGGACAUGAUUCAUAAGCGAGGAAGUGAGGUCAAUUCUGACUUUUGGAAAGACAUGCUUGCUGCCAUAGACCACAAUUACAACACAUCUGCAUUUAAAGAGGAUGCUGGGACCUACUUCCCCAGUGUGAAGAGGGACCCAGGCCGAUACCUGCAGCCUUGCUCUGAGUCAGUCAAGACCUGGUUACACAGCAUGAAGAAUGCUGGGAAGGUCCUCCUCCUCAUCACUAGCUCCCACAGCGACUACUGCAGGCUCAUCUGUGAACACAUCCUUGGGAAGGAUUUCGAAGAACUGUUUGAUGUCAUCAUAACAAAUGCGCUGAAGCCUGGCUUCUUUUCCUUGGUUCCUCAGCAGAGGCCCUUUAAGACUCUUGUGAAUGAUGUAGAGGAGAGUGAGGGGCUGCCGUCGCUCGACAAACCAGGCUGGUACUCCCAGGGCAACUGGCCACACUUACAUGAGCUCCUCAAGACCAUGACGGGAAAAGUAGAGCCUAAGGUAGUGUACUUUGGCGAUAGCAUGAGGUCAGACAUGUUCCCUGCCAGCAGCUUUGGGAAAUGGGAGACAGUGAUGAUAGUGGAGGAAAUGGAAGGGGAAGGUGUCUCUAAGAGUGAUGCGGCGAUGGCCAAUGAGGCUCUAGUGGAGCCAAAGGAGAAAAAGGGCAAGUUUGAGAAGCAGGGCAUGAAGUCUCCCUCUGCUAUGUCCAACCAGUGGGGCUCCUACUUUGUCGACAUCUAUAAAGGUGAUGGAGAGCACGAGGAGGGCCAGAGACUGACCUGGUGUUGCCACUGCAUUCACAAAUACAGCACUAUGGCCAUACCUAGUGUCGAACACAUAGCAGGUGUGUGUCUCUACAGAAUUUAAUCUGAGGUUUGUACUGAAUG
Molecule: messenger RNA, 1735 nt
Organism: Betta splendens (Siamese fighting fish)
Lineage: Eukaryota; Metazoa; Chordata; Actinopteri; Anabantiformes; Osphronemidae
Gene: nt5dc1
Product: 5'-nucleotidase domain containing 1
Exons: 10
Coding region: 333-1715 (460 amino acids)
Molecular function (GO): 5'-nucleotidase activity
Source: RefSeq, a predicted model, not a curated record